This is a messenger RNA of Coprinopsis cinerea okayama7#130, 1578 nucleotides long. RefSeq names its product UTP-glucose-1-phosphate uridylyltransferase. The record is from RefSeq and is a predicted model, not a curated record. Gene Ontology annotation, molecular function: UTP:glucose-1-phosphate uridylyltransferase activity. The transcript has 12 exons. Gene Ontology annotation, biological process: UDP-alpha-D-glucose metabolic process; glycogen metabolic process. Gene Ontology annotation, cellular component: cytoplasm. The coding region runs from base 94 to 1578 and encodes 494 amino acids. Lineage: Eukaryota; Fungi; Basidiomycota; Agaricomycetes; Agaricales; Psathyrellaceae.
GUCAACUAUGCUCAAAGUCCAACGUAAACUCCACCCGCUUACUCGUGUAAAUGCGACUCUAGUCUUCCUAUAUAAACUGUACAUGCGACUGUUAUGCUUCCGAUGAACAUCCGCUUCGAAAGGGCCUGCAGGAAUCCUGUCCCGGUACCUCAUGUUAGGCUUCUCUGGUGCCCUAGACCAGAUUUGAAGUGGACCUGUCUACAUCCAUGCCGGAUGCCAUUCGACCUUGCUCGAACUGCGUGGCUGUUUGGGCGAAGGGAUAAAAUCUGUCAUGCUCGUCUUCGUCGUCGUCGUGAGGACAAGACCUCCCAUGCCUCUGCGGAAGGAGGUCCCUUUGCUCUCCGUACCGUGCUUACGCGGCUGGUCAAGUCCAUUCCGAAGCGAAAGCGAAAGGCCGUGGCCAAUGACUUGGAAUCUUUUAUUCACCUCUUCGAAAGAUACCAGUCUGAGAAUCAUGCGCAACCAGAGAUCGACUGGGACAAAGUUUCUGUCCCGCGUUCUGAACAAAUCGUUCAAUACAAGGACCUCAAUGACGCCGAAGACGUACAGCCCCUUCACCGCCUCGCCGUUCUCAAGGUUAACGGCGGGCUGGGGACAUCGAUGGAACUGUCUGGCGCCAAGGGAGCCCUUGAGGUCCAGAACAAGUUAUCAUUCAUUGACCUCGCUAUACGGCAAAUCCAAACUCUGAAUGCAACUGAAGGUGUUGACAUCCCGCUGCUCUUCAUGACCUCGUUCAACACAGAGGAGGAUACCAACCGUAUCAUCCGCAAGUACGCUAAAGGCCCUACCAAGAUCUCAACUUUCAGUCAAUCCCGGUAUCCACGUCUGGACGUCGAAUCGUUGCUCCCCAUCGCAAAGCCCAGACAAGACGAUCGGCAGACGCGGUAUCCGCCUGGCCAUGGCGACCUCUACAACGCUUUGGUCCGGUCUGGCACCUUGGACAGGCUGCUUGCAGAAGGGAAAGAGUACUUGUUUGUGCCAAAUUCGGACAAUUUAGGAGCGACGGUCGAUCGUCGCAUCUUGAGGCAUAUGAUUGAAACGCAGACCGAGUUUAUCAUGCAAAUCACCGAGAAAACCAAGGCAGAUAUCAAAGGAGGAACGCUUGUCGAUUAUGAGGGAACUCUAAGAUUGCUGGAGUUGGCGCAGGUCCCGACACAGCACGUCGAGGAAUUUACAUCGGCAAAGAACUUCAAGAUUUUCAACACAAAUAACCUUUGGAUCAAUCUUCCAGGCAGAUUGAUGGCGGGAGAUCCGUCCUACAGAAGUGACCUGUAUACAGUCACCUCUGGAUCGCAUGUGGUCAGAAACGAAGCCCGGGUGUUUGAGACUAUCCCGCUCAUCAAACUCGGAGACCAUUUCAAGCAUAUCUCCCAAUUCGACAAGCGAUUCAAACAAAUACCCAGCAUCAUCGACUUCGACCACCUCACAGUUUCUGGCGACGUUUAUUUCGGGAGAGACGUCACAUUGCGUGGCACUGUAAUCAUCACUGCGAACGAAGGGCAAGUUGUUCACAUUCCCGACGGGUGCAGCCUUGAAAAUAGUACGGCCUUCUCGCUGCUUUCCAGUGCCGCAACUUAA